Molecule: messenger RNA, 1308 nt
Organism: Lymnaea stagnalis (great pond snail)
Lineage: Eukaryota; Metazoa; Mollusca; Gastropoda; Lymnaeidae
Source: the annotation of a GenBank genome assembly
UUUAUGUAUAUUAGUUUUUUAAAAAGUAGUAUUGCAUCAAUCAACAGAUUAAUGUGUAGUAGUAAAGCUCUGCCAUUUUUUAUGUAACUAGUGUGUUUGAUACAGGCACAAAGCUAUAAGAAUCAUUAGGGUGCUUGCAAAACAUUUUCAUGCUAUUACAUUGAUUUUUUUUUUGUUUUGAGUUUAUAGAAUUAUGACUUUUUUUUUUCAUUUAAUAAAAUUAAAAUUGUUAAUGGUGGUUAGAAAAGGGGAGGCAGAAAUUAUGAAUUUAAAAAAAAUGUACUGAUGUAAAAGAUUAGUUUAUGUUGUGUACUUGAUCCAGUGGCUAUUUUUUACUUGAUCCAGUGGCUACUUUGUACUUGAUCCAGUGGCUGUUUUGUACUUGAUCCAGUGGCUAUUUUGUACUUGAUCCAGUGGUUAUUUUGUACUUGAUCCAGUUGCUAUUUUGUACUUGAUCCAGUGGCUAUUUUUUACUUGAUCCAGUGGCUAUUUUGUACUUGAUCCAGUGGCUAUUUUGUACUUGAUCCAGUGGCUAUUUUGUACUUGAUCCAGUGGUUAUUCUGUACAUCACUUAUUUGAGGGCUGCUAUUUCCUUGAAGUAUUUUUUUUUUGUGCUGAUAAAUUUGUGCCCCUUUUCAAGAGUUAUAGAUCCUUGCGGAAAUUUGUGUCCCUUUUCAAGAGUUAUAGAUCCUUUGUGUCCCUUUUCAAGAGUUAUAGAUCCUUAUGGAAAUUUGUGUCCCUUUUCAAGAGUUAUAGAUCCUUACGGAAAUUUGUGUCCCUUUUCAAGAGUUAUAGAUUCUUACAGAAAUUUGUGUCCCUUUUCAAGAGUUAUAGAUCCUUACGGACAUUUGUGCCCCUUUUCAAGAGUUAUAGAUCCUUACGGAAAUUUGUGUCCCUUUUCAAGAGUUAUAGAUUCUUACGGAAAUUUGUGUUCCUUUUCAAGAGUUAUAGAUCCUUACGGAAAUUUGUGUCCCUUUUCAAGAGAUAUAGAUCCUUAUGUAAAUUUUGUCCCUUUUCAAGAGUUAUAGAUCCUUAUGUAAAUUUGUGUCCCUUUUCAGGGGUUAUAGAUCCUUACACAGCUUUGUCUUUCAGACCUAUGAUUUAUCGGCCUUGGGUAAUGUAAAUCAAAGAGAUAUUUCCGUCUUUGGACUUGUGAUUCCUAGCAAUGGGCUAAAGCAUAGUUUUUCCCCAAGUGUUUUGUCCUGUCAGGCUGACAAUGUAUUCCUCAUGAACCACCAAUAGAGUUUUAUUUUUCAUGUCUUUUGAGACAAUAACUUAAACAGUUUUUUGCUCACUCCCAUGUUUAAA